Merops nubicus (carmine bee-eater) is the source of this 673-nucleotide messenger RNA. RefSeq names its product succinate-CoA ligase, GDP-forming, beta subunit (gene SUCLG2). Gene Ontology annotation, molecular function: succinate-CoA ligase (GDP-forming) activity; ATP binding. Lineage: Eukaryota; Metazoa; Chordata; Aves; Coraciiformes; Meropidae. Gene Ontology annotation, cellular component: succinate-CoA ligase complex; mitochondrion. The record is from RefSeq and is a predicted model, not a curated record. Gene Ontology annotation, biological process: tricarboxylic acid cycle; succinyl-CoA metabolic process. The transcript has 6 exons. The annotation marks the transcript as partial.
GCUGUUCAAUUAACCCCUAGACGAUGGUUGAACCUGCAGGAGUACCAAAGCAAAAAAAUAAUGGCAGACCAUGGGGUUGCAGUUCAGAGAUUCUUCGUAGCUGAUUCUGCAAAUGAUGCCCUGGAGGCUGCUCAGAGACUAAAGGCAAAGGAAAUUGUUCUGAAGGCACAGAUUCUGGCUGGAGGGAGAGGAAAAGGUGUUUUCAAUAGUGGAUUGAAAGGAGGAGUUCAUCUAACUAAAGACCCUAAGAUUGUUGAACAGCUUGCUAAACAGAUGAUAGGGUACAAUCUGUCAACAAAGCAAACUCCAAAGGAUGGUGUGACAGUUAAAAAGGUGAUGGUUGCAGAAGCACUGAAUAUUUCCAGGGAAACGUACUUUGCCAUUUUGAUGGACAGAGCCUGCAAUGGACCUGUUAUGGUUGGCAGUCCACAGGGUGGUGUUGACAUAGAAGAAGUCGCAGUUACUAGCCCAGAACUUAUCUUUAAGGAGGAAAUAGAUAUUUUUGAAGGCAUAAAGGAUCAUCAGGCAUUGCAGAUGGCAAAAAAUUUGGGUUUCAAAGGACCUUUGCAACAGCAGGCAGCAGAUCAAAUUAAGAAGCUGUAUAAUCUUUUCUUGAAAAUUGAUGCCACUCAGGUUGAAGUGAAUCCCUUUGGUGAAACUCCAGAAGGGCAAG